Messenger RNA from Micropterus dolomieu (smallmouth bass), 1712 nucleotides. RefSeq lists its product as uncharacterized. The record is from RefSeq and is a predicted model, not a curated record. The transcript is spliced from 7 exons. Lineage: Eukaryota; Metazoa; Chordata; Actinopteri; Centrarchiformes; Centrarchidae. Bases 768 to 1421 code for a protein of 217 amino acids.
GGUAUCUGUAUAGACUUAAUUAUGCACUGUAAAAAUCACCUUUGGAGUCUGAAAUGUUGUGACCACAGAAAUCUUAAUGUCUCCCGCCACUCAGUAAUGUGUUUAACUUAUUCUUACCUUACUUGGAAGUUUGAGCUGCACUGUAACUAUAAGGGACUUUUCAGGUUCACCUGCUGAAGAUGGAAAGUUUCUCUUUGCUCACCUUAAAUCUGAGUAUAAGACAUGCUCGUACCAUCAAUCUGAGCCGUCCACUGGACAAACACUGAGACUGGACUGGAUUCUCAGUAAAGUAGGAGACAUCUCGUGUCCAGCAGUUAAACUUUUUCUAAUUUAAAAAUAUUAACAUAGCCAUAGAUUCUGUUUUUCUGCAAAGAGUGAGAAUGAGAGAAGAUGUAAACCAUGUCUACAAAUUCUAGAGUAUUUUUAUAUAUAUUCAAACAUGUCUGGAAGUUCUCUUAAUCAUGUACCUGAUGAGAUUCUGUUUAUUUCCAGUGCAUCUGCACUUUGAGGCAUCUGUUUUGUAUGGAACGUUUGAUUUCAACAUAUUCUUAAAUGCUUAAAUUAUUCUCUCAGGGGAUCAUCUGGCAGAGCACAGCUGGGGUUAUCAGUAGCUCACAGGACAGUGAAUAUAUGCUGGUGAGUCACAGCCAGUCGGUUUGUGGCAGGCCGUGAAGAGAAACACCUGAAGACAAAGUAAAGGUUGAGGGUGGACUGGGAGACUCUGACAAGAAGGAAAGAGAAAAAACAAGAUAAGAGCCAUCUAGAGGAUGAAGUGUGUUGCUGUUGUUGUGUUGCUGAGUCUUCUGUCGCUGGGACACUCGACUCCUCUGAGCAGCUGUGACAGUCUGGUUAAACCAAUACCUAUCAGCAAUGAAGACAUGUUGGGGAGGUGGCUGUACAUCGGAGGGAGCUCUGACCUCCCAGGAAGCCGUUCCCUGGGCCACCUGCUGACCAGUGUCUGGCUGGAUGUCACUGCAACCAGCCAGAGCAACAUCCUCAAUCUGGUCCAGACUCAGAGAAUUUAUGGUGAAUGUUCCAGCUUGACAUACAAUGUGACCUUUGAAAACAGCACGAUGUUAAUUGAGCAACCUUUCUACCUCAAGGAAGUGUACCUGGCAACUGACUGCUCCGACUGUCUGGUUGUCUAUGAAAAAGUUAUCUCUGGAUCAGAUACUUUCACCAGUCUUCUGCUUUUUAGCAGGAGAAAGAGUGUCUCAACUGCUGAUCUGGUGAUGCUCAAGAGACAAGCAGAAUGUCUCCGGAUGCCGUCGCCCAUAAUGAUAGACACAAACUACGAAAUCUGCCCAGACAACAUCUCGCCAUCAGAAGGCCUCAUUGCCCUCAACACCUUAUUAGAGGCCAAGAUGGGACACCGGGUAGCAAAACUCCUGGAUACUCUUUUUGAUAUUUUUGUGAACUGAUUUAUAAUUAGCUUUGAUCUCUGCCAUUAGUCAUUUUUGAUGAGAAAGCACAAAAAAAAAAAAUCCUGAUAUGUAAUUUUUAAAUUUUUUAAAACAAGACUUUUUUUUUGUUUAUUACACAAAUACCCUUUGAGGAGAUAUAUUAUGUGUUAUAUUACACUGUGGUAAAUAUUCUAUAGCUACUUAAAAUUGAAAUUAUUAUUUUAGCAAACUUAGCAAGAUUGUUUAUUCUUUGAUGACUAGGGAAUGUGUUGGAGCCUGAACCCUUGCAGAAUAAACACAUAAUGGAAA